CAGAAUAAUAAAUAGUGGUAGCUACGUUUAGCUAGAAGCAAGCUAGCUAGCUACAUCAACUAUCUUGGUUUCACAAGAUAAAUUAGCGAUUUCACACUACUAACUAAGUGCAUUGUAAUGCAAAUAUAAUGACUGCAUUGGACACUUCUGUUGAACAAAAAUCUAUUGGAAAAUGUUUGCUGUAUAACUGGGUAGAGGAGCGGGCCACUGCCGUCCUUGACAAUGAGAGGCCCAGAGCGCACAUCCACAAAAAUGGACAUAAAGGGAUUCUCACUAUGGAUCUGUCAUCCAAAGUUCAAGGUGUCACCACAGUGAAUGCUGCUUUCACCCCUCCCAAGGGUCACGGGGUGAGACAAAGAGGCCUCAGAGGAGAACUUUUGGAAAAUGAUCUGCUCAAGAAAAUAAGUGAGCAGACACAUGCAGAAUUGAACCCUGAGCCUCCCAAAACAGAGUUCUGCUCCACUACCAAAGAGGACUACAAAGUUGAAGGCUUUCUGCCUUCCCUGCCUUCACCACAAAAGGAGCAUGACUACAAAAGCGAUCAGGCAAUUACCUUUUGGAGUGAGAAUCAUCAUCAGAUACAGGGUGUAACAGCGGUGAGAACCAGGGAUACCCCAUUCAAGAAGAAUGCCACCUUCAGCACACCUAUCAGUGAACACAUGGAUGACAAGCCUAUUCUGUACACACCGGAGAAUUAAGCUGUUACUCAUGUGCGCAUUGGACACAGUGGUAUUAAAUUAUUGUUCCAUAAUAUUGUGUAUGAAUAUUGCUCUGUUUAUCAUUUCAAUUAGGUCUAGUCUCUGCACUGUAUAUGAAUUGCGUAAGUACUGCACAAAUGAUUUAACACAAGCAGACAGAUGAAUGGUUUUGAAUUGUAACUUUAUCUCAGGGUCAUUGUCUCCUUGCAGAAUUACAGUUGUUGUUUUUCUAUUCAUACCAGAGCUUUGUAUUAAGAAUAUUCUCUCUGUUUGUUCAUGCUUUUAUUUUUGUUUGUAGGUUAUUUUCUCCUAUGGUCUUUUUCUCAAACCUUUGCAACUUGUAAUUACCACAAUUGAGCAGUGCUGAACAACAGAAAGCCACAUGUUCCACUUUCCUCUGUGCUGGGCAAAAAUGGAUCUGGCUAUUGUCCUUGGACAAAUGGCAAGAAAACCAUUUGUUUUCUGAGAUGAGGAAAGUGUUUUUCCAACGUUAGAAAGAGAGGCACACAGAAGCCUCCUCCGCCUUACAGAUGUCAGAAAUAUUGAUGUUCAUAUUGAUGUUCAUGCAGCCUCCUUACUUUAGAGAGCAUGGCUCCGAUUCAGAUUUGUGUUCUGUCAAUCAAGAGACAUGUCUACAUUGUGUUCCUCUCUCCUCUUGCUUUCAGCAGAGAUUAUGAGGAGGUAGCUAUGGCAACAAGUAAUUUUAGACUACAUUUAUGCAAAUUAUCCCCCAAAACAUUUCCUUACCUCAUGGGAUUAGAGGGGGAAACAAUUGAUGUCUGAAACAGAUGCCAUUUAGCUACUUCCAGCCAAGUUUAAUUCAAAUUAACUGUGAAAAAGUAAAUAUUUCCUUGAAUAAAUUUGGCUACUAAUUUUCUUCCAUGAUUCAAUUAAAUUAAUAAUGUAUGUUUUGAUCUAUCCAUAACUGUGUAUUUGUUUAAGUUGAUAUAAAAUGUAUUACAAUACUUCAUUCUCUGUAUUUCCCUGUGAAGGGAGCACUGCUCUGAGUUAUUAAAAUGGAUGUAGUGCUUUUGUCAGAGGAGACAAAUGUUGAACCAUCUUAUGAACUAUGUGCUUGUGAUACAGUAGGCCUACAUACCUGCAGUAGAAAUUCCUUCAAUGCAUUUCCCCGUCAAAAGUUCCCUUCUUGGUUGUUGUUGUCUCUCCUCCCAAAUUGUAUCAAAAAUGCUAAUGGCGUUCUUCACCCUCCCUUCAACUCUCUUCAAAAGAUAAAACCAGGAGCCUUUGAUGACUCAACAAUUACUCAAAUUCAUCCUUCAUUCUUCUACUGAAUUCUACAGUAUCAUUUAAUUUCAUUUAAACAUCUGUAUGCACACACAUGUACAGAUUUGGAUACUGUACACUCCCUGAAGGGGAGACAAAAGUGAUGAGAGACUUAUGUGACACCAUAAUUGUGCAUGUUCUCCCACUUAAAAAGAUGAGAGAGGCCUGUAAUUUUCAUCAUAGGUACACUUCAACUAUGACAGACAAAAUGAGAAGAAAAAAAAUCGAGAAAAUCACAUUGUAGGAUUUUUUAUGAAUUUAUUUACAAAUUAUGGUGGAAAAUAAGUAUUUGGUCACCUACAAACAAGCAAGAUUUCUGGCUCUCACAGACCUGUAACUUCUUCUUUAAAAGGCUCCUCUGUCCUCCACUCGUUACCUGUAUUAAUGGCACCUGUUUGAACUUGUUAUCAGUAUAAAAGACACCUGUCCACAACCUCAAACAGUCACACUCCAAACUCCACUAUGGCCAAGACCAAAGAGCUGUCAAAGGACACCAGAAACAAAAUUGUAGACCUGCACCAGGCUGGGAAGACUGAAUCUGCAAUAGGUAAGCAGCUUGGUUUACAGAAAACGUUUGACCUCUGUCAUUGCCAACAAAGGGUAUAUAACAAAGUAUUGAGAUAAACUUUUGUUAUUGACCAAAUACAUAUUUUCCACCAUAAUUUGCAAAUAAAUUCAUAAAAAUUCCUACAAUGUGAUUUUCUGGAUUUCUUUUCCUAAUUUUGUCGGUCAUAGUUGAAGUGUACCUAUGAUGAAAAUUACAGGCCUCUCUCAUAUGUAUAUACUGUACUCGAUACCAUCUACUGCAUCUUGCCUAUGCCGCUCUGUACCAUCACUCAUUCAUAUAUCUUUAUGUACAUAUUCUUUAUCCCUCUUUACACUUGUGUGUAUAAGGUAGUAGUUUUGGAAUUGUUAGCUAGAUUACUCGUUGGUUAUUACUGCACUGUCAGAACUAGAAGCACAAGCAUUUCGCUACACUCGCAUUAACAUCUGCUAACCAUGUGUAUGUGACAAAUAAAAAUGUGAUUUGAUUUGA
Molecule: messenger RNA, 3018 nt
Organism: Oncorhynchus nerka (sockeye salmon)
Lineage: Eukaryota; Metazoa; Chordata; Actinopteri; Salmoniformes; Salmonidae
Gene: spag8
Product: sperm associated antigen 8
Exons: 6
Coding region: 129-698 (189 amino acids)
Biological process (GO): positive regulation of transcription by RNA polymerase II
Cellular component (GO): nucleus; cytoplasm
Molecular function (GO): microtubule binding
Source: RefSeq, a predicted model, not a curated record